Molecule: messenger RNA, 1221 nt
Organism: Rhincodon typus (whale shark)
Lineage: Eukaryota; Metazoa; Chordata; Chondrichthyes; Orectolobiformes; Rhincodontidae
Product: meckelin
Exons: 11
Coding region: 1-1221 (406 amino acids)
Biological process (GO): cilium assembly
Cellular component (GO): ciliary transition zone; MKS complex
Source: RefSeq, a predicted model, not a curated record
AUGGCGUCCUACCAGGGGCUUCAACCAAGGGUAAAUGGAAUAUAUUUGGAUACAAGGAACCUGAAGAAUAUGAUAAACAAACCUGAGAUCGCAUUGGGUUUCCUGUGUGGCUUAUCAGUGAUAUACUCUGUAUUGAAGACAGCCAGUUGGAGAAGACGAAUUGGAUAUCGAAUGAUUGAUGUUCCAACAAUCUUGAAGUUCUUGCUGUUUUAUGCUGGAGACUUGGCAAAUGCCUUCUUUGUUAUAUUAUUUGGAACAGGCCUUUACUGGCUUAUAUUUUUCAAGGGUCAACGGAUUGUUUCUGUUUUUCUGCCCACACCUAGCCAAGAGGGACACUUUAUUGCUUGUGUGAUCAGUGCAUUUGUCCUAAAGUUUCUUCAGCUUUUACAUCAACUGGGAAUACAGUUAACUAUGGAUAUCUUUUUCAUUGACUGGGAGAGACCCAAGGGUAAAAUUAUCAAGUCUGUUGCAGGUGGAGGUGAUAUAAAGACUGCCCCAGCUCCUGUGAGCAUUUGGAGGACAUACUUCGUAGCAAAUGAAUGGAAUAACAUCCAAACAAUCAGGAAAACUAAUCCUAUUUUUCAAAUCAUUGCUGUUAUUUUCUUUUUGAAAGUUGUUGGAUUUGAAAAUCUGACUUCAAUGGAUCCUUAUUCUCAAUUAAAAAGAACUGCUGAGAGUGAUGUUGUACCAUCAAGCCGUAUACUGAGAUUUGGCAUGGCCAGUACUAUUUGGUUGACGAUUGGUCUCAUUCAGAUAGUGUUCUGUACUGCUAUUUAUGAACGAUUUAUAGAAGACAGAAUAAGUCAAUUUAUUGAUGUAUGCUCAGUAAGUAAUAUAUCUGUGAUGAUUUUCUCACACAGAUGUUUUGGAUAUUACAUCCAUGGUAGGUCUGUGCAUGGUCAUGCAGACACCAACAUGGAGGAAAUGAACCUCAAUCUAAAGAGAGAAGCGGAAAACCUUUGUAGUCAAAGAGGCUUGAUUCCGAAUACGGACAUUGAGACAUUUGAGAUAUUCAUCACAAACAAGAUCAGAGAGAAAUAUGACAAGAUUCGAGAGCCAUUACAUUGGAGAAAUGAAUCUGAUCGCCUCUUGAAUCAAACUAGUGAUUUAUUUGAACGUAGAAUGAAAGCUUAUAAUACCACUAAUAAAUUUCUUGCUUCAUUCAUUGAUCAUGUGAGUAAUCUAUUACAUUUAUCUACUCUGAAAGUGACAACAGUGUAA